Messenger RNA from Aquila chrysaetos chrysaetos, 4323 nucleotides. RefSeq names its product dopa decarboxylase (gene DDC). The coding region runs from base 540 to 1997 and encodes 485 amino acids. Gene Ontology annotation, molecular function: aromatic-L-amino-acid decarboxylase activity; pyridoxal phosphate binding. NCBI's taxonomy places the organism in Eukaryota, Metazoa, Chordata, Aves, Accipitriformes, Accipitridae. The transcript has 14 exons. Gene Ontology annotation, biological process: catecholamine metabolic process; serotonin biosynthetic process; amino acid metabolic process. The record is from RefSeq and is a predicted model, not a curated record.
ACGUAUACCUGUUCAGAGCUUGCAGUCGCUUGAGUGGUAUUUCAACCGUACCUGUGCUUCUCUCCUGCAAAUAAUGUUUCACAGAAGCGGUUCAAAGCACUUGCUUCUACAGCAACAGCCACAGCAGAAAUGUCCUGAAUUGUGUGUGUAACACAGACCAGGAGCGUGUGAUCAGACACUCGCUGUCAGACUCGUUAAUGGACUUGGAAGGAAACACACACCGCUUCACAGUAAACGUAGGCAAUGGCCGUUUCCCGGUCAGCUCCAUCUGCGCUUCGGGUAGCUUUUUUGCUAAGUAUAUUUUGGAGGAGGUGUGGGAGGAGGGGGAGAUGCUGCUGCUGCAUGUUGAAUGCAAAGCGCUCAGCUGCGAUAGGCUGAGGGGACGUGGAUACGCUGCCUAUGGACGCUGGCAACUGCAUCCUCUGCGCUUUAUAGCUGUCACAGAGGAGGAAAGACAGACAGUGAGAAGGACAGAGGAGAAGGAAAAACCUUACCAACUCGCUGGUUUUUCUGAUAAUAAGUCCUAAACUCUGAUACCCAUGGAUGCUGCAGAGUUCCGCAAGAGAGGGAAGGAGAUGGUGGACUAUAUUGCAGAUUACCUGGAGAAGAUAGAUAAAAGACAGGUCUUCCCAGAUGUGGAACCAGGAUACCUAAGACCCCUCAUUCCAGACUGCGCACCCCAGGAUCCUGAGAGCUUUGAGGAUGUCUUUAAAGAUAUUGAGAAGAUCAUUAUGCCAGGGGUGACUCACUGGCACAGUCCAUACUUUUUUGCCUACUUCCCUGCAGCCUCUUCCUUCCCAGCUCUUCUUGCAGAUAUGUUGUGUGGUGGAAUAGGAUGUGUGGGCUUCUCUUGGGCGGCAAGUCCAGCUUGCACAGAGCUGGAGACUGUCAUGCUGGAUUGGCUAGGGAAGAUGAUUAAUUUGCCUGAAGAGUUUUUAGCUGGCAAGGAUGGCCAAGGUGGAGGAGUCAUUCAGGGAAGUGCAAGCGAGGCCACCCUGAUUUCACUGCUUGCUGCAAGAACAAAAACUAUCAGAUGGUUGCAAUCAGAAAAGCCUGAGCUAACAGAAGCAGACAUCAUGGGCAGGCUGGUGGCCUAUGCUUCCGAUCAGGCUCAUUCAUCAGUGGAAAGGGCUGCAUUAAUUGGUGCUGUGAAGAUUAAAAAAGUUUCUUCAGGUGAUACAUUUAGUGUUUGUGGUUCAGCCCUGAAGAAAGUUUUGGAUGAAGACAAAGCUUCUGGUCUUAUCCCAUUCUUUUUCUGUGCGACACUUGGAACCACACCUUGCUGCUCCUUUGACAAACUGUUAGAACUGGGUCCUAUUUGUAAUAAGGAAAAUAUCUGGAUGCAUAUUGAUGCAGCCUAUGCUGGGAGUGCAUUCAUCUGCCCUGAAUUCAGGCAUCUUUUAAAUGGAGUGGAGUUUGCAGAUUCAUUUAACUUUAAUCCUCACAAAUGGCUCCUAGUGAAUUUUGACUGCUCUGCUAUGUGGGUGAAGAAAAGAUCAGAUUUAACAGGUGCCUUUAAAUUAGAACCUCUUUACCUACAGCAUCACCAUCAGGAGUCUGGCCUUGUAACAGAUUAUCGGCACUGGCAGAUCCCCCUGGGCAGGAGGUUCCGCUCCCUGAAGCUCUGGUUCGUGCUGAGGAUGUAUGGGGUCACGGGGCUGCAGGAGCACAUCCGCAGGCAUGUCAGGCUGUCGCAUCAAUUUGAACAUUUAGUCCUUCAGGAUGGAAGAUUUGAGAUCUGUGCUGAGGUUGUCUUGGGACUAGUCUGUUUUCGGCUGAAGGGCUCAAAUGAACUAAAUAAGGCACUUCUUAAAAGCAUAAAUGAGGCCAAGAAGAUUCAUCUGGUCCCAUGCCACCUGCGAGAGAAGUUUGUGCUACGUUUUGCUAUUUGUUCCCGCACAGUGGAAUCCACCCACAUCAAGUUUGCCUGGCAGCACAUCUCACAGCUGGCAACUGAUCUUCUGAAAACAUGGGAUCAAAACCACCACCAGCAGUAACAGCAGUGAAGUAGCAGUGGGGAGGAGGUAAUUAACUGGCUUGCUCUCUGUUGCCAAGUUUUAUUUUAGGGGCAGGUGGGAAAGUCAAAUUAUGAGGGGAAAAAAGUACAAAACCUGUUGUUACAUAGCCCAGCUGCAGUAGCAAAAUCCUUGCCAGCAAGUUGUGUUGUAACCUUAGUCAUUCCUUCUCUGUACUGUAGUUUCAUCUUGCCUGUAUCCAGGAUGCACAUAGCCAUGGGGACUCGAGCUGUCAUUUCUUACCAGUUUGUAAUCAAGAGCAUUUAUUGAGCCAGGCAGUGGAAAUGGAAAGGUUAGUGCUCCCUCUGUUGUCCCCAUUAACCGCUAGCACACCCACUCCUUUCUUCACAGAUGAAACUGUGAGGUGUUAUAACUAAUUAAUUUAACAUUACUAUGACUUCAGAAAGUAUCCAAGUUGGGAGAAGUUCAGCAACCUGGUUAUAACUCUGUUCAGGUCCUAUCUAAACAGGCAUGCACAAAUGUUGUUGUCAUGAUUUGGGGCACUAUCAUGUCAUGACGCACUUGCUGCAAUAAUUUUGUAAAUGAAGUUAGGACUUCAAGACUUCCUUCAUUACCUAGUCAGAUCAGGGGGGAGUGAGCACUAAAUGAAUGCUGAUGGUCCUUAUGGCAGGUUCUCUACUUUCUCUUAAAGGGUUUGCUUUUAAAACAGCCAUUUUGUCAAAUCUCAGCAAAUGGGUUAUGCUGGCUAUUGGGUUUCACUUUGAUCAUUCAGAAUGAGGCCUCUUAAAAGCUCCUUCUUAAGACUUUUGUCAAAAGCCAUGUGCUACCUGGUAUUCUAUAUUUUUAACCAAGUUAUAAGCAGUGGUUACUUGAAAAUAAUCUGUAAGCUAUGUUCUGUGAAAUAGAGUUGAGAUUUCUUUUUAUGGCUACCAUUCUUCUUACUUCAUUGUGUGAUAAAUCUUUGACAAAAUGUGCUAAGAAAUGUGAUGGCAAAAAUGUUACUCUUCGUUUCUCAAAUUAGCUAACAAGAUAACAAAUUACAAUAAAAAUAGAAAUUAAGAGAACUACCCCCCAAAAUAUGCUGUGGUGCCCCCAUUAGUGGUUUUCUUCCAUUAACAGUGACACAUGGAACAUGAAAAUAUUGGAAAACAAUUAACCUUCAGAGAAAGUCAAAUAAUGUGUACUUGACACAAGCCAUUGAUAUGUCAUCCUGUUGAACGCAGGUACAGUAAAGAGGUGAAAUGAAAGUCAGAAACAAUAUCUGACUUUAAUAAGUACUUCUGCCAUUUUAAAAACAUAAAUUCCAGACAGUUAUUUCUAUGUAAAUAAGAACAAAAUAAAGAGCUACUCCAAGAAAAAUAAUUUGUAGGAUUAAUUUCUACAUUUGCAUUUGUUUUAAUCUUUUCCUUUUACUGCUCAUAUUAACUUCUACAGCAUCUUGAACAGCUUGCACAAUUAUUCAGCUUUCUUCCUCCAUCCCUUGCACGUAUAAUUCCUACAUUUGGGAAGUAGCAAGUAGACUAUGAAACAUGCACCGGGAAAGUUAAUUUGGCAAACAGUCUGCUCCUACCCACCAUCUUCCCAGAAGGGAUUAAAGAAGUUGACUAUGGACCAGGUGGAUUUUUCUGGUGAUUCUGGUGAUUCCUUACACCUCACUGCUGUGGUGCAAACUGGGGAAGGAUUAGUAUGAAUGUGUGUGCAAGUGCUACGUAAGAGGUGUGCAUGAAUCCUGAUGCUUAGGAAGAACUGACCAAGCUCUGCAUUUCCAGCAGGUCGAGCCACGCAACUAGGGGAGGCGAUGGCAUACCGCCCUUCUGUAAGGCUAGCCUGGAGCUAUGUUAUCCACCCAGAUGGAAAAGCUGAUUACUAUUUCUUUAAGGAAUUGGUUUCACAUGUAACAGAUGAAGCAAGGGGUGACAAAUUAAUCUGGCAAAACCAAGUAAUAUUCUGGCAAAACCAAGUAAUAUUCAAGCAGGUGACUGAGCCAUUCCACAAGAUACUAUUCUCAGCCACAGUAUCAGAAAUUUUGAUAGCAUCAUUCUCUUUAGCAGAACCAAUGUGAAAUUAAGGUUUUCUGUAGUAGCACAAUGCAGUAGAUUGGUAGACUGAAGAGAGUGGAAAAUGCUGGCAGUUGUUUCCUUUCUCUGUUAUUAGUUUUUUUAAAACAUUAUUCAGUUUUCAUGGCUUGGGAAACAAUGUUCAUCCAUAGCACAUAUGGUCCACACUGAUACCAUUUUACAAAUUUACAUUAUGAAAACACUAGAAUCUAGGAGCCAGAGAAGAAUUACACCUUCUCUGUGAGACAGACCAGUAUUUUGUAUGUGAAAUAUAUAACCAAGUCUGUCCA